GCCAUUGGUGCAUAUCCUGUGGGUCGUGAGGAUAAUGAAAUUGAAAUGGUGCUAUUCGUGCCCACUCACUUUAACGAUAGGGAUCUUGAAACCCAGGCCAUUUUUGAGAGAGAUCAUUUUUACUCUGUGGGUGGUAAGAUCAUACCUGGAUUUUAUACAGGCAAUAAAAGGCCAAAGUCAAUUUCGACUGAGGUAGAAAUUUUAAACAGAGUUGUUCAGUCAAACAAAUGCCCGUUAAAAAUUUCUCUAAUUGGAGUUCCUCAAGAAUUGCCAAAGGUACUGGAGAAUGAUGAGAAUGCAAUUUUCAACAUGUUAAUUAAUGAUUACGCUAUUCAAGAUCAUAAUUUUAUAGCUAAGAUCACAUUUCCACAUUCUAAUUCACGUUUUGCACACUUGAAGAGUACGAUUCGUCCACAUGAUUCACUUGUAUUCAUCAUUAGUCAGAUGGAAGUCAUUGAUAAUGAUUUUUAUAUCUAUGCAAAAGAUAUUAAUUUCAUUGAUAUUAGUAGUUUUAAGCGAAAAAUUUCUAAUGAUAGUAGUUCUAGUGGUUUUACCGAAGCUGUCAAUACAAUUCGUGCAAAACUUCUUCUUACUCACCAAAAUGUUCACGGAAAUUCUCAAGAUACUUCAAAAAUUGAGGAAUCAGCUUCAACAGUUUUUACAGAUGAUUUGUUAUCGCCUGGAAGCACUUCUUCAAAGCGUUCUGUUGGAAUUAAUAGUUCUUGUGAG
This is a messenger RNA of Dentiscutata erythropus, 729 nucleotides long. The record is from the annotation of a GenBank genome assembly. Lineage: Eukaryota; Fungi; Glomeromycota; Glomeromycetes; Diversisporales; Gigasporaceae.